Molecule: messenger RNA, 3327 nt
Organism: Penaeus monodon (black tiger shrimp)
Lineage: Eukaryota; Metazoa; Arthropoda; Malacostraca; Decapoda; Penaeidae
Product: phospholipase DDHD2-like
Exons: 15
Coding region: 4-3243 (1079 amino acids)
Cellular component (GO): COPII-coated ER to Golgi transport vesicle
Molecular function (GO): metal ion binding
Source: RefSeq, a predicted model, not a curated record
AAGAUGGCCAACAGACAAACUGUCAAUCCUCUGCUGUUUUCAGCAAAUAGCAGCACUGCCUUUGAUAAUUUUCCUACUCCGGCAGUACUUAUUCCACCAUCUCAAAAUGAGGCGCAGAAUGUCUCAAAUGAUGUGGAGGAGGCUGACAGCUUCCUAGGUCAAGGAGCAGGUGAAGGAGAUGCAGCCAAGUUACAGACUGGGACAGAAGCCAGUCAAGAUCUUAUAUUUCCACCAUCAGGCACUUCAGGGAUUGGCCCUGGGCCCCCACUACACCACAAUGUAACAUCUCCUGUCAGCUCAGGAAUCCAACCAUUAUCUUCUGUAGCACCAUUAGUCAACCCAACUCCAGGGACCUCACAGCUUCCCUUUGCUCCUAGACCCAUGACCUCCAGUUUCCCAGGAGUGGACCCUCCUUUGUCUCGCCCAACAUCUUUGGAUCCACCUGUGAGGCCACCAACUGGACCACCACUAAGCUUGCCACCCCUUGGUCCACCUCCUAUAGCACCAAUCAGCAGUGUGCUUCCCAUCCCUCCUGCCUCUACACCUUCAGGAGGAAUACAGCCCUCUGUUUCACCAGCUCUUAACUCUGUCGUUGGGCCACCCCCAACAGGAUUCUCUCCAAAUAUUCAAAUUUCAAAUGGAGCAGAUCAAAAAGGUAGUAAUUUCUUGCGUCGACCAAGGAACAAGUAUGUAGCACAACAGCCUCUGGCAAAUUCAGCCAAAAGCCCCUCUAGUUUGAUGCCAUCUGGAGGCCCCUACAGUACAGGGGCUGAGGACUCCCUCUCACCCAGUGCACCUUCAAAUAUGCUCCCAACACCAACCUCAGUGUAUGGAUCACCCAUGUCUUCUUUCAGUACUAACAGUAUAUCCCCAACUAAUAAUCAGUCUCCAGUUAAUAGUAUGUUUUCAUCAAUAUCAAGUAUACCCUUUGGAACAUCCCCAGAGGACAUAAAGCUGAGUUCUGUAAAUCUGGGUCCACAACCAGGCCAAACUUCAGUUCCUCCAUCAAGCACUCAAGAAGGGUCCUCUACAUCACAGGCUACUGUUAUCCCAGCAUCAUUUGAGAAUAUGGCUAGUAAUCCACCAAGUCAGGAUGGCAUGUACCACCCAGUGAUGCAUCAUUGGUUCUAUGCAGUUGGCCAGCCUCCCAUAUGGAAGCCAUUCAGCUUUACAGAUUCCUUUAACUUGGAAGAUGCUCAUCGAACAGGUAGCACAGACAUCUUGGCAACUGAUGGUGGUCGCCACGAUGUGUGUAUAAGUGAAAGGUUGCGCAGAGCUGUGUUUUGGGAUGAUAGUGAACCCUGCCCAGUGCGACGUUGUAGCUGGUUUAAGAAGGGCCCGCUAGAUGCACAACCAACACCUUAUGAGGAAGAUGUGGCAGAGAAAUUAGAGGAGGAAUAUCGCGAUGCAGUAAUAUCUGGCCGCUGGCAUAAGCAGGUUGAUCUCAAGGAUGGUGACAGGAUAAUGAUUCACUCCACUCGAGUCAUGCUUCACUAUCAAGGUGUUGAGGGAGACUUUCCUACUGGGAUCUCCGUCAAUGGCUCUCAGGCACCUCUGACAGUGAAACGAGGAACUGAAGAUUUUGAUAUAUCUGAUGGAGAAGCAGAGAAGAUAGACCAUCUUUUGUUUCUUGUCCACGGCAUAGGAUCUGUGUGUGAUUUGCGCUUCAGACCUGUUGAGCAGUGUGUUGAUGAUUUCCGGAAGUUAGGCCAACAGUUGUUGAGUACACACUUCAAGCAGUCAGUUGAUAUGGGAGUGAUUGGAAGGGUUGAAAUAUUACCUGUAUCCUGGCACAAGGCUCUUCAUGGGGAUGCAACAGGAAUAGAUGAGAAGUUGAAGCCAAUCACCUUGAGGUCAAUACCCAAGCUACGUGAAUUCACCAAUGACACCAUAUUAGAUGUUCUCCUUUUUACAAGCCCAAUCUACUGCCAGCAUAUUGUAGAUACUGUGGCAUCUGAGUUAAACCGCUUAUAUACAUUGUUCUGUGAGCGCAAUCCAUCCUUCAGUGGGCCCGUCUCUCUGGGUGGGCAUUCCCUUGGUUCUGUCAUUUUGUUUGACCUCCUUAUGCAUCAGAAACCACAGCAUUUGUUCAGGGACCGGAUGGACUCGGUUACAUCCCCAGUGAACUAUGUCAUGGGUGGCCAGGGAACAGGUCAACCAUCUAUCACAUACCCUCAGAUCUCAUUCAAACCAGAUGCUUUCUUCCUUAUGGGAUCUCCCAUUGGUAUGUUCAUCACAGUUCGAGGCAUAGACACAAUAGGUGUGGAUUUUGAGCUACCCACUUGCAAGCGAGUCUUCAACAUAUUCCACCCAUUUGACCCUGUGGCAUACCGCCUUGAGACUCUUAUAGAUCCUAGUCUCACAGAUCUACGACCUGUCUUGAUACCCCAUCAUAAGGGAAGAAAGAGAAUGCAUUUAGAGUUGAAGGAAACCAUAGAAAGAGUUGGGACCGAGGUCAAACAAAAAAUUGUGGACUCCAUCCAGAGCACUUGGAAUCGACUCUAUGAAUUUUAUAGUGGAAGCUCAACAUCUGCAAAUACAAGUUUAGAGAAGGAAGUGGAUGAGGCCCUGGCAGAGAAACUUUUCUUGUCAGAUGAAGAGUCACAGCAAGGAGCCUCUGGAGAGUUGAAGAUCCCAGUUGGACGUCUGAAUCAAGGACGCAGAAUUGACUAUGUCUUGCAAGAGAAACCAUAUGAAAGCUUUAACGAGUAUAUUUUUGCUCUUCAGGCCCAUGUUACCUACUGGGAAUCUGAAGAUACUAUGCUCCUUAUUCUCAAGGAACUUUAUGUUCCCCAGGGAAUCACUUGUGACAAUGAGCAGAGUCAGCUUGGGCAGCAGAUAACCCAUGGAGAUGGGGACUCGGCUCUUGGCUCAGGUUCACUCUCCCCCUCAAGUCCACCCAUGUUUGAUACAGCAAGCAUGACCCUUUCUCAUCAUGGUUCGAAACCCACAGCUCCAACACCCCCGCCUAGUGAUCCUGUUCCGUUGUUCACAUCUCCUCCAACUUGCACGACAGCUGUAGAUCAUGGUGUUAACCCCCUACCAGAACCAAGUUUGAGUACCAUGCCACUAAACCAGGCUUGCCCAGGUCCUCGCGUUAUUGGAGGCAGACCAGUCAUUAGUCCAGAUAGUCAGAGUGUGGGUAUGGAUCCUACAGUAAAGCCAGCAGAGAAGCCACCUUUGGGUCCACCUCCUAAAAUGCAACCAGGCUCUUUUGUGAGGGCCUCGCCAUUCAGGAGGUAGAGAGGGACAGAGAGGAAUGUGAGGGAAAUGUUGUGAGUGUAGCUUUGGGAAUAUGCCAAGGAGACUUUCUUAUAAUUGGUACAU